This is a messenger RNA of Rosa chinensis, 1290 nucleotides long. RefSeq names its product protein WALLS ARE THIN 1. The record is from RefSeq and is a predicted model, not a curated record. Gene Ontology annotation, molecular function: transmembrane transporter activity. The coding region runs from base 23 to 1144 and encodes 373 amino acids. The transcript is spliced from 7 exons. NCBI's taxonomy places the organism in Eukaryota, Viridiplantae, Streptophyta, Magnoliopsida, Rosales, Rosaceae. Gene Ontology annotation, cellular component: plasma membrane.
UUCACACGGCAAGAGAGUGUGUAUGGUGCCUGAACGUGCGAGGAUUCACAUGGCUUUAACUUUCCUGCAGUCGAGCAAUGCAGUGCAACAUAUCGUCAUCAGGAGUGUGCUUAACAUGGGUGUAAACCAGCUUAUUUUCCCAGUUUACAGGAGCAUCACCGCGCUGCUUCUGCUUUUUCCCUUUGCAUACUUUUUGGAGAGAAAAGAUAGACCACCACUGAAUAAAUCCCUUGUUAUGCAGUUUUUUCUCCUGGGACUUAUUGGGGUCACCUGCAAUCAAGGAUUCUACCUCUUGGGUUUGGAGAACACAUCAGCCACAUUUGUUUCUGCAGUAGAGAAUGCAGUCCCUGCAGGAACAUUUCUCAUGGCUGCCGUAUUAAGAAUUGAACAAGUUCACUUGAAUAGAAAAGAUGGCAAAGCCAAAGUGCUUGGAGUUCUGGCUUCUGUUGCAGGAGCCUCAGUCAUAACCUUUUACAAGGGGCCAACUAUUUAUGUUCCUCCAAGGACUUCACCUUCAGGCCAAUCCCAUUUGCUCCUCUCGUUAUUUGGAGAUGCCAGGGAGAAGAACUGGACCUUUGGUUGCAUUUGUGCUAUAGGUCAUUGCGUAUGUUGGUUUAGCUGGAUUGUCCUACAAGGACCUGUUUUGAAGAAGUACCCAGCUCGCCUCUCAGUCACCUCAUUUACUCUCUUCUUUGGCAUUCUGCAACUUUCAGCAAUUGCAGCGUAUGUAGAGAGAGACUCUCAAGAGUGGCAGAUCCAUUCCGGCAGUGCAAUCUUGGGCAUUCUCUACGUGGGAGUGGUGGCUUCAGCAAUGUCUUAUGCAAUACAGCUAUGGGCGAUUGACAAGGGAGGACCGGUGUUUGUUUCAGUGUAUAUGCCUCUACAGACGUUACUCGUAGAUAUAAUGGACUCGGUCAUUAUGGGUGCACAAUUCUACUUUGGAGGCAUUGUUGGAGCAGUGCUGAUCGUAGCAGGACUAUACCUUGUAGUGUGGGGAAAAAGCAAAGAGAGCAAAUUUGGCAAAGAAAUGAAGUCGAAAACUUCACCAGUGCCAUUGAACAUUGAUAAUCAGAUUAAAUAUUAUUCUGAAGAAGAUAAAGAAUCCUCUCUCGUCCAACCAUUGCUCCCUAUCUCUUCAAAGUAGUUCAGCAAAUUUAUUGUCUUCUCUAUUGUUCAAAUAACAUAAACAAGAUGCAUUUUUGCAAAUGUUCAGUUUGUUGACAUUAAGCUGAUCCAGAUGUAAAGCUUUGGUAUCCAAAGUUAAUGGAUCAAGUAUUUGCAGCAUAUAUU